AUGGAUGGCGCUUCGUUAUGUGUGACCGUAUUGAUGCCCGUGGCAAACAUCGUACAUGAAUAUUUGAAGGACAUCAGAACACUGAAGAAGUUGUUGAAGAAUGACAGCGAUGGCGCUCGAUUUGUUGGCGGCCUGAAAAAGGUACUGGAUGGGGCCAAGGGACAGCAGCUCCGAGAGGAUGUGAGCGACUUGCAAAAGGACCUGUAUCUUCGCCUUGAGACCACCUGUACGCAGUUAUACCAGCAGAUAGCAACAAUGCGAGAAAGCUUUCGGAAUGGGCCGUGUGAUUUACUUAAUCCUAAGUACCAUCGUGAUUUGAAGAAAUUGCAAAAGUCGAAUGCCGCUUUUCAGUCUGCUGUCAACAAUGUCAUGCAGUCUAACAAUCUUCUAUCGUUCAUGCAGCAGAUCCGGGAGAAAGACGACAUGCUCAAACUUAUCAAACAGUUGAACGAAGCCCUUUCCCUUCAUUCACGCCAGGUUCAGGAUAAUGUCGAAUCGAAUAGAUCCAGACGUCAUCAAGCCGAUGCCAAUAGAUCGCACCGUUAUCGAGUCCAAAAGACCCCGGCACCCCGGUCUCGCAGAAGCUCAUACGGGGCUUGUACAGCUCUUGAAAGGCGUAUCGGUAACCGACAGGCCAAUAGAAGUUGCUGUAACUGCGGGUUCUAUGGACAUUGGGAGAACAAAUGCAUUAAAAGAUGUGAUAUAUGCAACGGGACUUCUCACACAGCGACCUACUGCUGGCAACGAUUUGUGUAUUAA
Messenger RNA from Aspergillus puulaauensis, 759 nucleotides. RefSeq lists its product as uncharacterized. The transcript is spliced from 3 exons. The record is from RefSeq and is a predicted model, not a curated record. Bases 1 to 759 code for a protein of 252 amino acids. Gene Ontology annotation, molecular function: nucleic acid binding; zinc ion binding. Lineage: Eukaryota; Fungi; Ascomycota; Eurotiomycetes; Eurotiales; Aspergillaceae.